AUCAAAUUGGUAGUACUUAUAUCGGAGUUUACAACCCUAACUUGAGAAGUGACCAGUUUUGCCAUCAAACUGUCAAAAAUCGGUGGAAAAGAGGUUUACAACUGUCAAAGGCAUUACGUCAAAUAUGUCGCUCAAUACCAUACGAAACUGCGUCUCGCCUCCACUCCCGUAAAUGCGCAACUGACUUGAUCCUAACCAAUAACAAUCAAUUCCGGGAUGACGUUUGUGCGAAUCACCUCGAGCAUGCUAAAAUUACUGUGCGGAUUCAAAGCCUCAAAUGCAUAUGGCAAACGGAACUGACAAUGACCAACAACAUUCAAAAUAGCAGGCGAGCCGAUGACUCACAACAACAAUGCUUGGAAGAAGCCAUUGCAACAGCCACAAAGCUGCAACAUCGAAGCGUUUUGCGGACGUUCGGAAUUUGGUGGCGAAACUUUUCAUGCCCAAUGCUGGUAACCGAAUGGCUUGCAUAUGGGAGGUUGGAUAUCUAUCUGGACAACUUAUUAGACGGCUACUGCAGAACCCAUGAGGUUACGCCAACUUCUGAUCUACGACACGGCUUCGGCAAGGAAACGCAUGCCUUCCUAAACGCAUCGGUAAUCGCUAGCAUGCUGCUCGACAUCGCGAGUGGACUGGAAUAUUUGUUCGAAAGAGGUUUAACCUAUGAAGUAUGUUGUAUCCAUAUUGUAACAUCUAAAAUUAUUCCAUAG
This is a messenger RNA of Dicrocoelium dendriticum, 710 nucleotides long. The record is from the annotation of a GenBank genome assembly. NCBI's taxonomy places the organism in Eukaryota, Metazoa, Platyhelminthes, Trematoda, Plagiorchiida, Dicrocoeliidae.